This is a messenger RNA of Seriola aureovittata, 2061 nucleotides long. RefSeq names its product sodium- and chloride-dependent GABA transporter 3-like. Gene Ontology annotation, biological process: sodium ion transmembrane transport. Lineage: Eukaryota; Metazoa; Chordata; Actinopteri; Carangiformes; Carangidae. Gene Ontology annotation, cellular component: membrane. Bases 6 to 1643 code for a protein of 545 amino acids. The record is from RefSeq and is a predicted model, not a curated record. The transcript is spliced from 13 exons.
UUUCCAUGACAACAUAUGUCCCUGUAUUUACUACAGGUGCUUUUCUGGUGCCAUAUGGUCUGUUAGCUGUGGUGUGUGGGAUUCCUCUGUUCCUGCUGGAGACUUCAAGUGGUCAGUACACCCAGGAAGGAUUCAUCACCUGCUGGAGGAAACUGUGUCCACUGGCACAAGGAAUAGGAUACGGGCAUUUGGUGAGGACAUUUUAUGACUUCAGCUACAUCAUAAUCCAAGUCUGGGCUCUCUUCUACCUGGUGUUUUCAUUCACAUCUCAGCUCCCCUGGGCCAACUGUGACAACACCUGGAAUACAGUUAACUGUAUAGGUCUUCAGAUUUUGGAUUCUUCUUCACCAAACAUGACAACAAACCAGACCAUGUUGACCAACACCACCUCUGCUGCCACUGAGUUCUGGGAACGACGUGUGUUGGCCAUGUCUGGAGGCAUUGAGGAGCUGGGCAGUGUGAGAUGGGAGCUGGCUCUGUGUCUUCUUGCCUGUUGGGUGGUCUGCUACUUCAGUAUCUGGAAAGGUGUCAAGUCCACUGGAAAGGUAGCAUUUUUCACAGCCACUUUCCCCUACGUGAUGCUCCUCAUACUGCUCAUCAGGGGACUGACUCUACCUGGAGCAUGGGAAGGAAUCUACUUUUACCUCUAUCCAGACAUGACCCGUCUAACUAACCUUGAGGUCUGGGUAGAGGCAGGAUCUCAAAUAUGCUUCUCCUACAGCAUUUCUUCAGGUAUUCUAACUGUUCUGGGCAGCUACAAUCGGCACAACAACAACUGUUACAAAGACUGCUUUUUGAUCUGUUUACUGAACAGUGGGACCAGCUUUGUUGCUGGAUUUGUCGUCUUCUCAGUGCUUGGAUUCAUGGCACAGAAACAGGGUGUUACCGUUGACAAUGUAGCGGAGUCCGGUCCAGGUUUGGUCUUCGUUGUCUACCCUCAGGCUACAGCUAUGAUGCCUUUUCCACAGUUCUGGAGUGUCUGCUUUUUCCUGAUGCUCUUUUUCCUCAGUGUUGACACUCAUUUUGUGUCAGUCGAGUGUUUUAUCACCUCAAUAAGCGACUUGUUUCCGAAGCUCCUGCGUGCAGCAGGACGGUCUGAAAUCUUUGCUCUCUUCAUCUGUUUGCUCUUCUUCUUCAUACAUCUGACCUUGGUUACUGAGGGAGGGAUCUACAUAUUCCAGCUCUAUGAUUAUUAUGGUUGUACCAGAGCUUGUCAUUAUUGUAUGGCUUUAUCUGAGUGUCUGGCUCUGGCCUGGAUUUUUGGUGCUGACCGUGUUAUUAAAAACAUUGAGGACAUGACGGGACAGAGACCAUCUGUUUUCUUCAAACUGUGCUGGAAAUACAUCAUCCCUCUGCUGUCACUGAUUUCCUUCAUCCUGUACCUGGUUGGUUACACACACCUCAAGAUUAACAGCUGGUACAUUUACCCUGACUGGGCGUACACACUGGGAUGGACCAUGACUCUCUCCUCUGUUCUCAUGAUGCCACUGUGGGCAGCUGGGCAGAUGUGUUUGACACCAGGAACCUUCCGACAGCGUUUGUACGUCCUUUGUCGUCCUGCUGAAGAUCCAGCCUGGAAGAGAAGAGAAAUGGAAGAGGAGAGGACGACUGUGGAACUGAGGACAUCUGCAGUGACAGCUUAAUAUUAACUGAAAAGUCACAUUAACUACACAGUUCAAUCAUUAAGUCAGUUAUAAAGUAAAUUCACAUGCUGGUUACUUCUCACUUCUAUGUAGCAGCAUCCCUAAACCUUCAAAGUUAUCUCAGUUAUCAAAUAUUAGUGUACUUUCUCUUGUCAGAAUUUACUUCCUCCACAUGCUCUUAGUGGUUCAGUCACUAACAACUGUCUUGCUCUCCUACAAUUGGAUUUUAAUCAUUACUAUUUGAAUGUCUUGACAAAGCAAGCCAACAUAAUUGUGAGAAUUUUGAUAUCAUGUCACUUCAUCAUUAUAUCCCAUGUUUGACUAUGCAUUAGUUUCCCAUAUCCCUCUAGUUUCAUUGUAUAUGCACAUAUUAAAAAUAAACUUCCAUAUAUACACUCCCCUCCAAAAGUAUUGGAAC